Molecule: messenger RNA, 2082 nt
Organism: Bradysia coprophila
Lineage: Eukaryota; Metazoa; Arthropoda; Insecta; Diptera; Sciaridae
Source: RefSeq, a predicted model, not a curated record
UUUGAGUUUGGCUUUUGUUGUGAAAUGAAGAAAUACAAUUUGCUGUUGUUUUUGUGUAUCAUUCCAACCAUAUUCUCAUCCAGAAUCGUCGAAAGACGUCGACGACCAUCUGCUGAUCAACAACGAUCUAUCUUAGACCAAAUUGCGCAAGCAAAUACAUGGCAAUCGCCGAACCGAGUCAUAUCGGCAUCGUAUGCACGAAAUCCUGGAACUGGCCACGUAAACAAUGCCAACUUAAUGAUUAAUAUAUUACCUCACAAUGAGGAGGAGCAUCAACCGGUAGAUUUAGUAGCUUCACAAACGCUCUCAAACUCUCAGUCAGCGGCCGAAUACGUAACUAGAGCGCUGGAAAUGCGAAAGAAUUUACGUGACAAGGCACCACAUUCGUCAUAUGUAAAGUAUGAUAUUUAUGAGAAGGAGAAGAAGCAAUUUGUUCGUCCAUUACAUGAGCAUCCAUUGCGUCAAUCAGUAACGCAAAAACCGAAUACCAAAUUCGAUUCCGUCACUAGCACUUCGAAGAUCUAUGAAAAUUAUCGAAGACCGAGUACCACAUUCGAUUCCGUUACUGGCAUAUCAAAGAUCUACGACGACUAUCAAACGCAGAGACCAAAUACCAAAUCCGAUACAGUUACUCGGAAUUCCAAGAUCUAUGAAGACUAUCGGAGACCGGAUUAUUCGGAUGAUUUUGGUGAAGGGGAAUACAUGUACAGGGAAUCCAAUCACAGGUACAAUGGCAACCAUGACGCUCAUGGAAUCGGAAGCGACGACAACUUUGAAAGAGAUGUGAAAGAGCUAACAGCUUCUGGUAUUCCGAAAGCUGAGUUGAUGAAACAUAUCGAAAAAUCGGUCGUGCAAUACAUGAAGCGUCUCGAAUCCGAAGGUAAUCUACCGAAACUGACAACACACCGACCCCACACUGAAGUGAAAACGUACUACAGACUACCAAAACUGAAUAGUGAGGAAAAGGAACUACCGCAACUGAAUAGUGAGGAACGGGUAAAGGAUAUCACGUACACAUCAACCGAAUCAGAGCUGUUUAAGCGACCGGCAGAAUCCACUAAACAUUACAAAACAUAUAAAUCUCCGCACAAAAACACUGUGACUACAGUUUCCACGUCCUAUCUAGACGAACCCUACUCAACGAUGAGUGUGAUACCGAACGUCGAUUUAACGAUGCGCAACAAAAGGCCGAAAUCGAUCGAUUACUCUGCAUUAGAUAUCGGUCAAUCGUGGUCCCAUGGCUCUAGCUUAGAUCAUCACACCACAGCCAAACCGAAACAUAAACCUAAGCUGAAAUUUAAUUCACAAACUUAUCAAGAUAUCAACGCGAUGACCUAUUCAGCAGGAAAGGGACUUGUGUUGGACGAGUCAUCAUACGCACAAUCAGCUAAUCAACCAUGCACAUCCACAGAAAGUGGACACCAUGGCACAAAACCGCGACAUGGACUGGCUAAUGUUGGAGCGUCGUUGACGGUAGGAGAAAAACACAAUGAUAAUCAAGAUGAAGCCAUAAAAGAUCUACAAGAACACUAUCGCAAACCCCUGCAGAUUAUUAACGGAAUCCCUGUCUUAAAUCCAUACAAAGUUAAUAUGGAGACAUUGAAGCACAUGUUUGGCGGCGAUCCAGAAGAAAUCGACAAAGACACCUGGCAACCGUAUUCACCGUCCGAUAAUAGACAAAAACAAUCGCAGAAAGAAACGACUGCGGCUAGUAACAUACAAAGCCACCAGUUGCCCUUCGACAGUUACAAUCCGAAAUACAACAAUAAUCCCGAAGGUCGAGGCUAUCAAGACCAAUGGCAACCACCUGAGGAGAACAGUCACCGGCAACGUGGUACUAUUGGUUCGGAUAUGAAUGAUAGUUCAUCGUCAACGGUACCAAAGAAAAUUCGAACUGCCACCACAGUGACGAUACACAAACACAAGAGAAAGAAGAACAAAACGAAGAUAAUUAAGAUAUCACCCAAAAAGAAGAGCAAUUUACAAACUGAACUGCGGCCGCCCCCAACACAAACCAAAUAAACGAACUAUUACAACUACUUUAAUGCUAGUGUUUACAUUCCGAAAAAUUAUACCGAUCCG